AUGGCGUUUCAAAUGGGGAGAACGGCCAGCGGCCGCGAGUACAAGGUCAAGGACAUGUCGCAGGCCGACUUUGGCCGCCUCGAGAUCGAGCUCGCGGAGGUCCAAAUGCCCGCCCUCAUGUCCUGCCGCUCCGUGUUCGGCCCCUCGCAGCCCUUCAAGGGCGCGAGAAUCACCGGCUCCCUCCACAUGACCGUCCAGACCGCCGUCCUCAUCGAGACCCUCACCGCCCUCGGCGCCGAGGUCCGCUGGUGUCCGGGCAACAUCUUCUCCACCCAGGACCACGCGGCGGCCGCCAUCGCCCGCGACUCCGCUGCCGUCUUCGCCUGGAAGGGCGAGACCCCCCAGGAGUACUGGUGGUGCAUCGAGCAGGCCCUCGACUGGGGACCCGGCGGUGGCCCCGACCUCAUCGUCGACGACGGGGGCAACGCCACCCUCCUUAUCCACGAGGGCGUCAAGGCGGAGGAGGCCUACCAGAACACCGGGAGGCUCCCCGACCCAGCGUCCACGGACAACGCCGAGUUCCAGAUCGUGCUGACCGUAAUCAGGGACGGGAUGAAGACCGAUCCGAAGAGGUAUCACAAGAUGAUGGAUAGACUCGUCGGAGUCUCCGAGGCGACCACCACUGCUGUCGAGAGGUUGUACCGGAUGCAGGCCAAUGGGACUCUCUUAUUCCCUGCAAUUAAUGUCAACGACUCUGUCACCCAAAGCAAGUUUCAAAACUUGUGCGGUUGCCGCCCCUCUGGGCCUGACGGUCUAAUGAUGGCCACCGACGUCGAGAUCGCUGGAAAAGUUGCCGUGGUCUGUGGAUAUGGAGACGUGGGCAAGGACCGUGCUGCUGCUCUCAAGCAGGCUGGUGCUCGUGUCAUUGUGACCGAGACCAAUCCCAUCCGCGCUCUCCAAGCUGUCCAUGAAGGUAUCCAGGUCCUAACCCUCGAGGAUGUUGUCUCCGAGGCCGACAUCUUUGUCGUCACCACCGGCGCCAGUGAGGGCAUCAUCACGGUCCACCACAUGAGGAAGAUGAAGAACAACGCCAUCGUCUGCAACGUCGGUCGCUUCAAUAACGCGAUCGACAUGCCGGGCCUGGAGAACUUCCCGGGCGUGAAGAGCUUCACCACCAAUCCCCAAACGGACAGGUGGGUCUUCCUCGACACCGAGUCGGGCAUCAUCGUGUUGGCGGAGGGACGCCUCGUGAACUUGGGUCGCGCCGCCAGCCACCCCAACUUGGCGACGUCCUGCUCCUUCACGAACCACGCGAUCGCGCAGCUCGAGCUGUGGAUGGAAAGGGACACCGGCAAGUAUGAGAAGAAGGUCUACGUCUUGCCCAAGCAUCUGGACGAGAAGGUGGCGGCUCUUCACCUCGGCAAGCUCGGCGCUAAGCUCACCGAACUUAGCAAGGAGCAUGCCGACUGA
Messenger RNA from Syzygium oleosum, 1410 nucleotides. Its product is annotated as adenosylhomocysteinase-like. The transcript is spliced from 2 exons. The coding region runs from base 1 to 1410 and encodes 469 amino acids. The record is from RefSeq and is a predicted model, not a curated record. Gene Ontology annotation, biological process: L-methionine cycle. Lineage: Eukaryota; Viridiplantae; Streptophyta; Magnoliopsida; Myrtales; Myrtaceae. Gene Ontology annotation, molecular function: adenosylhomocysteinase activity. Gene Ontology annotation, cellular component: cytosol.